GUGCCUCCGCGGCUAUUCUCUGGGUCGUCGCCAUCUUGCCAUUGAGUUGGAGACUUCGUGUGGUGAGCUUAACCUUGUCGCCGUACCGGUUGUCCACACCGAGGCGGACUGGCAGCCCUGAGCGUCGCAGUCAUGCAGGCCGGACCCGUGCAGGCGGUACCCCCGCCGCCGCCAGUAGUCACUGAGCCCAAACAGCCAAAUGAAGAAGAAGCAUCAUCAAAGGAGGAUUCCACCCCAUCCAAGCCAGUGGUGGGGAUUAUUUACCCUCCUCCAGAGGUCAGGAAUAUCGUCGACAAGACCGCCAGUUUUGUGGCCAGAAAUGGGCCUGAGUUUGAAGCUAGGAUUCGACAGAAUGAGAUCAACAACCCCAAGUUCAAUUUCUUAAAUCCCAAUGACCCUUACCAUGCCUACUACCGCCACAAGGUCAGCGAGUUCAAGGAGGGGAAGGCUCAGGAACCCUCAGCUGCCAUCCCCAAGGUUAUGCAGCAGCAGCAGCAAGCCACACAACAACAGCUGCCCCAGAAGGUCCAAGCCCAGGUGAUCCAAGAGACCAUAGUACCGAAGGAGCCCCCUCCUGAGUUUGAGUUCAUCGCUGAUCCCCCCUCCAUCUCAGCCUUCGACCUGGAUGUAGUGAAGUUGACAGCUCAGUUUGUGGCCAGGAAUGGGCGUCAGUUUCUGACCCAGCUGAUGCAGAAAGAACAGCGCAACUACCAGUUUGACUUUCUCCGACCCCAGCACAGCCUCUUCAAUUACUUCACAAAGCUGGUGGAGCAGUAUACCAAGAUCUUGAUUCCACCCAAAGGCUUAUUUGCAAAGCUCAAGAAAGAGGCUGAAAAUCCCCGAGAAGUUUUGGACCAGGUUUGUUACCGAGUAGAAUGGGCCAAAUUUCAGGAACGUGAGAGGAAGAAGGAGGAAGAAGAAAAAGAGAAGGAGCGAGUAGCCUAUGCUCAGAUCGACUGGCAUGACUUUGUGGUAGUGGAGACAGUGGAUUUUCAACCCAAUGAGCAAGGAAACUUUCCACCCCCAACAACACCGGAGGAACUGGGAGCUCGGAUCCUCAUUCAGGAGCGCUACGAGAAGUUUGGGGAAAGCGAGGAGGUGGAGAUGGAGGUUGAGUCUGAUGAGGAAGAUCAAGAAAAGGCUGAGGAGACUCCUUCCCAGCUGGACCAGGAUACUCAAGUACAGGACAUGGAUGAGGGUUCAGACGAUGAAGAAGAAGGACAGAAAGUGCCUCCACCCCCAGAGACACCCAUGCCUCCACCUCUGCCCCCAACACCAGACCAAGUCAUUGUGCGAAAGGACUAUGAUCCCAAAGCUUCCAAGCCCCUUCCUCCAGCUCCUGCUCCUGAUGAGUAUCUUGUGUCCCCCAUAACUGGGGAGAAGAUUCCUGCCAGCAAAAUGCAAGAACACAUGCGCAUCGGGCUUCUUGACCCCCGCUGGCUGGAGCAACGGGAUCGCUCCAUCCGAGAGAAGCAGAGCGAUGAUGAGGUGUACGCACCAGGUCUGGAUAUUGAGAGCAGCCUAAAGCAGUUGGCUGAGCGACGUACUGACAUCUUUGGGGUAGAAGAGACAGCCAUUGGUAAGAAGAUUGGUGAAGAGGAGAUCCAGAAGCCGGAGGAAAAGGUGACUUGGGAUGGCCAUUCAGGCAGCAUGGCCCGGACCCAGCAGGCUGCCCAGGCCAACAUCACCCUCCAGGAGCAGAUUGAGGCCAUCCAUAAGGCCAAGGGCCUGGUGCCAGAAGAUGACACCAAAGAGAAGAUUGGCCCUAGCAAGCCUAAUGAAAUCCCUCAGCAGCCACCGCCUCCAUCUUCAGCCACCAAUAUCCCCAGCUCAGCGCCCCCCAUCACGUCAGUUCCCCGGCCACCUGCGAUGCCACCUCCAGUCCGCACCACUGUCGUAUCUGCAGUGCCUGUCAUGCCUCGGCCCCCCAUGGCAUCUGUGGUCCGGCUGCCCCCAGGCUCAGUGAUUGCCCCGAUGCCACCCAUCAUCCACGCACCCAGGAUCAACGUGGUACCCAUGCCUCCUGCAGCACCUCCCAUCAUGGCACCCCGCCCACCUCCCAUGAUUGUGCCAACAGCCUUUGUGCCUGCUCCCCCUGUGGCUCCAGUGCCAGCCCCAGCUCCAAUGCCUCCCGUACACCCCCCACCUCCUAUGGAAGAUGAACCUCCAUCCAAGAAACUAAAGACCGAGGACAGCCUCAUGCCUGAGGAAGAGUUCCUGCGUAGGAACAAGGGUCCAGUAUCCAUCAAGGUGCAGGUACCCAACAUGCAGGAUAAGACGGAAUGGAAGCUGAAUGGGCAGGGGCUGGUCUUUACUCUCCCGCUCACAGACCAGGUCUCUGUCAUCAAAGUGAAGAUUCAUGAAGCCACGGGCAUGCCUGCAGGGAAGCAGAAACUACAGUAUGAAGGCAUCUUCAUCAAGGACUCCAACUCCCUGGCUUACUACAACAUGGCCAGUGGUGCUGUCAUCCACUUGGCCCUCAAGGAAAGAGGCGGCCGGAAGAAGUAGCCUUGAGAGAUACUGCAAGUGGACUCCUGCCAUUGUACCUCUUUCCACCACCAAUUCCGGGAGUUUCCCUGGGACCUCGGGCACAGCCUGGGCAUUUGUCUCUCUCUAAGGCAGUCUAUGGAAUGGAUAUCUGUUUAGAUUUGGAUUGGAGGUCCUUCAAGGAAGCCCAUUAGGAAUGGAAAACCCAGGGUUCUCCCACAGGAGAGCUUCAUAAUACCAAGUAAUGUUUGGCUAAUAGAGUAUGGUUACUACCAUUCAUCAUUGUGUAUCAUGCUUUGGCCUCUAAUAAACCUCUUGAAGCCAGGCAUGGUACACACAUGCCUGUAAUCCCGGGACUUGGGGGGCAGGCAGAAGGAUUAAAUGUUCAUCUUGGCUGUACAGUUUUGAGGCCAGCCUGCGCUGUGUGAGAUACUGUGUUAAUUCUUUUUUUUUUUUUUUUUAAUUAAAAAGUAAACCGUCACAGAAGCAGUUUGUCCUGCCAUCCACAGACUGGCUUAGAAAGCGCUGCCAUUCUUACCUAGGCCGGGGAUAGUGGAGAAUCUCUUGGGGACAAAGAGAAUUUCCUAAUUGAUUAAGAGGGAAACAUGGUCUGUCCUUGAUACAGCUGUGCCAUUGCACAAUGCUGUUGCGCUCUGGGGUCUCUGCAGUCCUGGUGUUACAUAUACAUUUUUGCUGUCAUCGUGUCUUUUAAGUAUUUCUUCUAAAAAGCAUUAUGGCUGGGGAGGGGGCUUGGUGAGUAAAGUGCUCAUGGUGUAAGAAUUGAUGUAAAAGCCACUAGAACAAGCCACUGCUCCCUCUGUGCUCUAGGAGACAGAAGACUGAGCCAGAGUCAUCCUAUGCAGGCCAGUGCACAAGAAAGACCUUCCGUGAAGCCAGGUGGCAGCAAGGGCAAAUGCCCAUGGCUGUGUUCAUGUGUUUGCCGCAGCGUGGCUUUAUAGAGAUAGUUAAAGCUUUGGUGUUCUCCAGCAUACAGUAGUCAUAGAGCAAGGACCAGUAGCUUUUCUCAUACCUGAUGGGCAUAGUAGUUUUUGGUUUGCUCCAGAGUGAGCAAAGGCUGUUCUUUACGUGUGUGGUUAAUCAUGCCACGUGCUGACCUGAGGGCCUCACAUCUAGUUCACUACUUCUGUAUUGUGCUUGGUUUUGUUUUUGCCCCCCACCCCUCCUUUUUCUUUGGUUUUGAAAUAGCUCCCCUGGAACUUGCUAUGUAGACUAGGCUGGUUUUGAACACACAGAGGUCAGCCUGCUUUUGCCUCCCAAGUGCUAGAAUUAAAGGCAUGGGCCAUCAGGCUUGACACUGCUUCCUGUUCAAGCGCUUGUGUAGUCCUUGUGAUUAUUCUUAUUUGAGACACGGAGGGCAAGUCACAUGCCCACAAUCCCAUGGUUCAAGGAUGAAGAGUAAGUCCAAAACCUUACUCUUGGUCUCCAACCGCGGUCCUGAUGUAGGCCAUUAUUUUUGGAACUGUGCUCUUGCAGAAGCAUAGGUGCUGCUGUGUGUUCAGGAGGAGCAGGGAGAGGUGAGAGCGUGUUAAUGAGCUGUAAACAAAACUGAUUUCUUUUUAGAGGAUUACACAAGCUGAAAGCUUUUAAGGGUUCCCAGGACCUUUUCUUUUGUGGUCUCUCAGGAAAAGAACACUCAGGAUCACAGAAGCAAUAUUCUAUUCCUCAACCUACUCCACCUUUUCCUCCCAGCCUAGGCUUAGGCAGCUCCUUACAGCACCCGGGCCUCACAUUUAGCAUCAUUGAUGUCAUCGUACUCUGUAACCUGUGUGACAUCGACCUCUCACCUGGUUGCUAGAAGUUUGCCUAGGGACUAGUGCAAAAUUGGUUUGUUGGUGUGCUUUUCUGAUUUAGGGGCCUGGAACAAGCUCACUGCUAGACACUAAUUGGGCAGCACCAGAAAUUCCCUGGAGGCAUUUCCAGGAGGAGGGUGUGCUGUGUGUGGGAGGGGCAUGAGGAAGGCUCAGAGAAUCCCUGGCCCAAGAGCUCCUUUUUGGUAUUAGGGACAUGGCAUUGUGUCAGGGCAUAUGCCUCUGCAGACUGGCAAACCCCACAGUGCCUCUGUGGCUGAGGCUAUGACUUGAGACUAGGAAUGUGGCUGGGUAGAAUGCAAGUGAAUGGGCCCUUUGAUCCACACUCCGGAGUUCACAGUUCCCAGAAUUCCUGAAUGAAUGCCUGCUCUGCCUCACUUUGACUUGGAGGCUCAUUGACCACAGAGCCUUGUGACCUUUGGUGGCCACAGACCAAGAUUGUUUUCUAGCACGGCAUGUCCUACAGCCUUGUAAGUUUGAACAGUGCUUAUCCAAACUUAAGUUUUAAAAUGUUUGUAAAAAUAAGCUGUUUUAUUAAAAAUAUAUGUAUAUAUGUAUUAUAU
Molecule: messenger RNA, 4879 nt
Organism: Rattus rattus (black rat)
Lineage: Eukaryota; Metazoa; Chordata; Mammalia; Rodentia; Muridae
Gene: Sf3a1
Product: splicing factor 3a subunit 1
Exons: 16
Coding region: 133-2508 (791 amino acids)
Biological process (GO): regulation of alternative mRNA splicing, via spliceosome; mRNA cis splicing, via spliceosome
Cellular component (GO): catalytic step 2 spliceosome; U2 snRNP; U2-type prespliceosome
Molecular function (GO): RNA binding; protein binding
Source: RefSeq, a predicted model, not a curated record